Rubroshorea leprosula is the source of this 1473-nucleotide messenger RNA. Lineage: Eukaryota; Viridiplantae; Streptophyta; Magnoliopsida; Malvales; Dipterocarpaceae. The record is from the annotation of a GenBank genome assembly.
CACCAUUUUAAAAUUUCAAUUUCCAUAAAGUUGCAUUCCUUCUCUUCCAGAUAUUGAUAAAGUUCUAGCUGACUAGGUUCGGAUGCUAGAUACUUUCUAAAGGAGUCAAAUACUUUAUCAUUAGUAUUGAGUUGUGAUGAAUAACAUUUAUCACUAAUAGUAGUAAUAAAUUCUGUUUGACUGGUGCAAUUAUAUGCAUAUUUAUCAUAAAGACUCGAAAGAAAAUUAGAUAUCUCACUCAAGUGUUACUUUGCAACAACAGUCUUGUAAAUUUUCUCAUAGAGGAACUGCACAAAUUUAAACUUCAAGUAUGGGUGAAGAAUUCUCAGCAGUACAGCCCUGUAAAUAUCUUGAAAUUUAAAUUUUUGCUGUUUGUCUAUGAGAAAAUUUGCAAGGUUGUUGUUGCGAAGCAACACUUGAAUGAGAUAUAUCUAAUUUUCUUAUUAGUCUUUGUGUUCCUGUAACAGAAUGAGAGAUUAAGAUUGUUAUUGCAAGAGCAAAGGAAGCAGCAGCUUGGAGUAAUAAUGAAGAAAAUAGAAUCGAGAGCUUCUGUUCUUCUGAGACAAAAGGAUGAAGAGAUUGCGAGAGCCGCAAACAGAACAAUGGAGCUCCAGAAUCUGUUGAAGAAACUGGAGAUGGUGAAUCAAGCAUGGCAGAGGGUUGCACAGGAGAACGAGGCCAAUGUUGUUUCUCUCAAUAGCACGCUGGAACUGUUGUGGGAAAGUGCUUCCCUCGGCUUCAACAAUGGAGCAGAAGAUGCAGGGUCUUGCUGCGAAGUGAACAAAGAAGUGACAAAAACAGAGGAGGAAGAAGUACAGGGGAGAAAUCCAGAGACAACAAUGGUUUGUAAAUGCUGCAAUUCUCAGAAUUCAUGUGUUCUGCUUCUUCCGUGCAGACACCUAUGUUUGUGCAAAGAUUGUGAGCCUUUACUUGAUUCAUGCCCUGUUUGUAGAACAAGUAAGAUGGCCAGCAUAGAGGCAUUGAUUUUCUGGGGAGAAUAAUUUUCCGAGAAAAUUGAAGGUAGUAGUCAAAACUGGAAAAGAAAAUCUGAUGGUCAUUAUUAUGGUGCAUGGCAUGAAGUAAAACAAAACUAAUGUGCAUGGUAAUGAUUUUUUUUUUUUAUUUGUAAGUUUCUUCUACUUUUUAGGUAGUCUGGGUUUUAGAUCCACUAUGUGUACUUAGAAGUAAAAAUAAUGAAAAAUGAACAGAGGAAUUACAGGACAGGGCAUCUUUUCCUUUAUAGGGGUCAUUGCUUCACCCCUUGUAUUGGUAUAUAAUCUUGGGAGAUUGGACAUCUCAGAUUUCUCGCCCUUACCACUUCGUCAUUUGAUAGCAGUAAACAAAACUGUUCGCACGGCACUCGUGAAAAAAUGUUUAUUUUGAUUCUAGCAAUAUGGUGGGAGAUAUAGGCUUGUUUGGUGUAGUUUGUUAGAAUUUUUGUUUUCUUUGUAUCGUUUAUGAGUGUUAAUUUUA